UGUCUCAUUGUUUUCAGAAUUAUUGGAAGAAUGGCCGCCCGAAAUCCAGGAACGGAGUUGGAUCUUGCAUGGGUUGAUUCUGUAAGGGUCAACAAACCUGCUGUUUUCAAAAGAGCAAAUGAAAUCAGAACGAGGAGAGCAGUAAAGAAGAAUUAUCAGGUUGCAUGGUUGUUGAAGGCAGCAACCUGCAUUGACCUGACAACGCUCUCGGGAGAUGACACAAUCACCAACGUUCAGAGGCUUUGCUUCAAGGCAAAGAAUCCUGUUAGAAGGGAUCUACUGGAAGCUGUGAAAAUGCAAAACAGAGGUCUGACUGUAGGAGCUGUGUGCGUGUACCCAUCCAGGGUAUCGGAUGCUGUGAAUGCACUGAAACAGGCCGGUGCUCCCCAGGUCCCUGUAGCUUCAGUUGCGACUGGUUUUCCUGCUGGUCAAACGCCCUUCAAGACGAGGCUGGCCGAGAUUCAGAUGGCAGUUUCCGACGGUGCAAGGGAGAUAGACAUAGUCAUCAACAGAGCAUAUGCCUUGGCUGGAAACUGGAAAGGUGUCUAUGAUGAAGUCAGAGCAUUUCGGGAAGCUUGCGGUGAUGCACAUCUAAAGACCAUCCUUGCUACAGGUGAACUGGGUUCCUUGGUCAACGUCUAUAAGGCUAGCCUUGUAUGCAUGAUGGCAGGCUCGGAUUUCAUCAAAACAUCAACAGGAAAAGAAGGAGUCAAUGCCAUACUGCCCGUUGGUCUGGUGAUGGUCAGGGCUAUCAGAGAUUACUAUCAUAAAACCGGAUAUAAGGUUGGUUUCAAGCCAGCCGGAGGGAUCCGAACAGCGAAGGACUCGUGUACUUGGCUUGCCCUCAUGAAGGAGGAGCUCGGAAACGAUUGGCUGACCCCAGAACUCUUCCGCAUCGGUGCGAGCUCACUUCUCGGUGACAUAGAGAGACAGAUAUACCACAAUGUGACAGGACGGUACGCUGCUGCCAAUGAACUUGCUAUGGCGUGAACUGAAAUUCCAAUCCAGGCCCCGGUUUCAUGAAGCUUAUCAGCAUGAAAUGCUUGAAUUCAGUAACAAAUUUAUACUCUGCCAAAUAAGUGGGAUCGUCCUGUGCCAUUUGUAUAGAUUUGUGAAACUAGGGCCUUGUACUAUUUGUAAAUUAUAUUUAGAAAGGUUUCAAGAAGAUACUACAAAUAGGAGUGAUGUUUCACAAAGCUGGUCAUAGAAUUACGCAUGACUUUACACAGUACUGGAACAAGUUCUUAGGUCUAAGCCAGUAACAUAGGGACAUAUUAUUAUUAACUCUUUGCCCGCUUUGUUCAGCUAGAGUCUUUUACGGCAGACUGGCAAGUUUUACUCGAGUAACAUUCUGUUCAAAAUACACAUAAAGUACAUUAAGUCUAUUUUUCAUACACAUAUACACAAAAGUAAUGUGUGCAUCGUGUUGUACUCUGUACCCACUAAGCUUUUCUUUACAACAAACCAAUCAAAAGCUAUUGUGAGCUGGAUUAAUCAUAAUCCAUGCAAAACCCCUCUUAGGGUUGCACCUUGAAAUUAAUGUGGCGCAGGAGUGAUUCUGUCCAUGGUGGGCAAUGAGUUGAGCACAAGGAAGGAUCACCGGACAUGUGUGUAACUCACAAACUACUUUAUGAAACACACAGCAGGAGUCCUUUUACACAAAUCUUAGCAAUCAUUGUAGAACAUGUUUUUUUAUACAAUUGAUUGCAUUGACAAGAAUGUACAAUCAAGUGUAAAUAUCAAGUGUAGGAUCAAUCAUUAGCCUUUGUGUUAAAGGACCAGGGGGGUGUAUCACAAAAAUUAAAGUAUGACUUAAAUUACAUUUAAAUACCGACGCGAACAUGAUAUGCAGUAGUGCGCGUCCCCUUGGCAUGAUCUGACCAAUGCGGUCAUGCCUAUUAUACCGCAUGCAACUUGGCAUUUAAGUGCGACUCAUACUUAAAUCAUACUUAAAUCUUUGUGAGACACCCCCUAGUCUGGUACCUGUUUUUAUAGAGUAUUUGCAAUUUUUUACUAUGAUGAUAACUACCCAUGGAAAGAUUGGAGGGCUCAUCAGCCUAAUAAAAUCAAAGAGUACAUGGUAGUUUCAAUUGCAAAGUUACCAUAACCAUGGGCCUUUAUGAAAUGAAAAUAUUAGAAUCGUACUAUUUUCUGACAAUUCUUCUCUUGGGUAUCAAUCAUAUUUUAUCGAUACGGUCAUUCACUGUAUAAGUGAUCAUUUCGUCUGCAUAAAUUACAUGAAGUUUACCAUCAUGAGGCACAAAAUGCCAAGUCAGAGAAAUGUCUUUCAGAUUGUGCAAACAGGGUUACAGGUAACCUUGCCGGAGUCUAUUCUUUGGGAGCACACAUAUCCAUUUGACUUCAGAGAAAUUCCACUUAAAAAGAGGUAUAUAGCAUUUUGUGCAUAAUUUGGUCCAAGAAAUUUCUGUGACUCGAUAAAAUUUGACUUCUUAGCUCAAUUAAUAUUUGUUGAAACCAAAUGUGAAUGCUGGCGCAAGUCGAGUGCAGGGUAAAAAAAGAGUAAGUACUUCAUUUUGUAUUAGUUAAUACUUUUGCCGAACUUUUACGUGCCUUGAGUGUGAAUUUACUUCCUUUAAGCAAUGGCAGUUACCAUGGCAGUCUUGAAUGGCACAUGCAGACAACUUUUUCUCUCUCUCUGCCAGAGUGAACAUUCUUCUUGUCCAUUAUUUUCAUUUAUGUAUAUUAAACUUCUUGUAUAAACCGAGUAUGAAAGGCUAAAUAUUCUGGAGGUAUCCACUCUUGUAUAUAGAGCAAAUUCAGUUUAAGUGGUCCAGUUCCAGCCGUAUGUUUUUCAAAAUCAACACUUCAGACUAAGUAAGCUCAAGCUCAAAUGACCUCUUUUGAUAAAAUACCUUCUCUGGCAAAUGUUCAACAUUCAUGCAAUUACUAAUAUCUGCUGUUUUCCUUAGUUGUGUGCCACAAGAUCUUUUACCCAUAAUUCGAAAGCAGCAAGCAUGAAAUGUUUUGUUCAUUUGGCCCAUUUUAUCCAUGUAUAAUACAAUAUAUACUGUAUACCUCAAGUAACUAGCUAGAUUAGAUCAUUUGAAAUAAAUCAAAAAUAAUAAUUUUCAGUCAUGUACUACAUUACUUUUUCUUCUAAAGAAAACAAUUGCAGUGCAUAUUUUCAAUUUUUUUUAACGAUUUUGAUGAAAUCAUUCAGGGUGAAAAUAUAUGGUUUGUGAGAUAUCAAAUAAAUUGUGGUCUUUAUUCUGC
Molecule: messenger RNA, 3234 nt
Organism: Lytechinus variegatus (green sea urchin)
Lineage: Eukaryota; Metazoa; Echinodermata; Echinoidea; Temnopleuroida; Toxopneustidae
Gene: dera
Product: deoxyribose-phosphate aldolase-like
Exons: 8
Coding region: 31-990 (319 amino acids)
Biological process (GO): deoxyribonucleotide catabolic process; carbohydrate catabolic process
Cellular component (GO): cytoplasm
Molecular function (GO): deoxyribose-phosphate aldolase activity
Source: RefSeq, a predicted model, not a curated record